Molecule: messenger RNA, 1984 nt
Organism: Gryllus bimaculatus (two-spotted cricket)
Lineage: Eukaryota; Metazoa; Arthropoda; Insecta; Orthoptera; Gryllidae
Source: the annotation of a GenBank genome assembly
AUGGCGCUGCGCGGCGCGCUCACCGCUCACCGCUCUCCGCAUCAGUCGCCUCCCCGCCGCGACGCGGAGAGCGGGUCGGGCCUCCCACCGCCAACACCGCGCUCAGCGUCCGGCAGGUCCCCGCGUGUGCCUCUGCUGGCAGGCGCUCGUCGCGGCGCUUCGUACGGCUUGCAGGUGACAAAUUGUUGUCAAGCCUUCCAUGAACUUGGUGCUCUGCUGCCUGUUAUGCGCUUCCGCCACUGUGCUCUCCGCAACCAAUCAAAAGUCCACAGCAGUCGCAUCGAAUGCGAAGACGCGUGCUUACCACAUGCGUGGUCCGGGCACGGCCUUCCUCAGAGACAGUGGGCAUGAUAUUCGGCGAGCCUACCCGACCAACGACAAAAUCCCUGGAAAUGGACAUCAAGGUUUUACAUCACCCUACAUGAGUGACCAUGAAGCCAUGGGCGACGCAAAUUGCCCACCACUAGAUUCACUUGACUUUUUACAUUACAAUAAAAGUAACGCGCAAGAAGUGGAAAAGUUGGAGAAGGAAUAUCCAUGUGAACUUCGAUUGUACUGGAAGAGUGCUAAUAUACAAAACCUAGUUUCAGUUGUACGAUUUCUUUUCAAAUAUGUGACAAUUGUUUUGAUAAUAACAGGUUUACUGGUUAAUAUUUAUUCACUCUUUGUGUUAAAUUCUCCACCAAUUAACAAAUGCAACAUGUCUGUCUAUCUAAAAGCGCUGGCACUAUCAGACAUAGGAGCACUGAUAUUUAAUGUCAGUGUAGGAGUACUACGAGCAAGAUGUGCAUGGAUUAGUAACUUCUAUCUGAAUAAUGGAUGGAUGUGCACCCUUCAUAAAAUACUACUUUCAGUUUUCUUCUACUACUCAUCUUGGCUAGUUGUUACAUUUACAAUAGAGAGAGUGCUUAUGAUACGAAAUCCAUUUAAAAUUCACUCAUGGCAAAAUGAAAAACCCGCAAAACUAGCUGUUAUAAUACUAGCAAUAGUAACUCUGGGCCUGGCCUUAAUCAGAUCAUUCACAACACCUGGUUUUGAAAAUGAUAAUAUGUACGGAUAUGAACCUUGUGGAGAUAAUGACCAUAAAAUUAGUCUAAACAUGGUUCCUUUUAUGUUCAUAACCACCAUUGUACCAUCAGUUCUCAUAACUUCUACAAAUAUAUGCUUGUUAAUCCAUGUGCGACAAUCAGCUCAAGUUCAUAACAAUCUGAUGGCAACUGAUGACCACACGGCAACUUAUAAAAUAACAAGAAUGCUGAUAAUCAUAUCUGUUGUUUAUGUAAUAUUGUACUUGCCAGUUGGUAUUACUGGGUGUACGGAACUGUUUUACAGAAAGCAUGAGCCAUCAAAAGAUGAUUAUUUACUUCACAUUAAAUGGGCUAAAAAAAUGAUGCUUCUAAGAUGGAUAAGAGGCCUUUGUUUCUUUCUUUAUUUACUUAAUUAUGUGAACAACUUUUUCUUGUACUGCUUGUCUGGGGACAUAUUUAGGCAGACUGUGAGAGUUUGCCUACCAAAUUACCUCCAAAAAAUAUGUCCUUGCUUGGAUCUAAAAGCAACUACUUCAAGAAAUGCCUGUCAACAAUUUAUAAGCCAUAAUCAAUCAGUGACUCACAGAACAAUGAGAACAUCACCAGGAAUAACCAGUUCACCUGUAUGUUUGGUUUCAGAAACAAGUUAUCAGAAUUCAGCAUUCAUCAAUGAAGAAGAAAAUAUAACACAUCUAUGAAAUCAUAAAUUAAGCUUAAUAAAGGUUCAGGAUUAGUCCAUAUUUUCCAUGAGCUAAGAUUUAAAAAAUUUACACAGAAAUUUAUAUUGAAAGAUUAUACCACAAAGGCAAUGAAACAUUGAAGCAUAAAGUAAUUGCAAUACUUAUGUUGUAAGAUCAAGCCAAAUUUUAAUUCUGCAAAAUAAAGAAUAGUCUUACCUGCCUUAUUUCGUCCAUUCCUUUCAACAUUUGUAUGGUUAGUUUUCCUUUGAUUGCUUU